Messenger RNA from Mucor velutinosus, 2943 nucleotides. RefSeq lists its product as uncharacterized. NCBI's taxonomy places the organism in Eukaryota, Fungi, Mucoromycota, Mucoromycetes, Mucorales, Mucoraceae. The transcript has 9 exons. The record is from RefSeq and is a predicted model, not a curated record. Bases 1 to 2943 code for a protein of 980 amino acids.
AUGCUGCCCACUCACUACUCAUCUGCCGUAGAUCUGGGCAACACAUUUUCUGGAAGCUGCUACACUUGCACCAAAGAAAAGGAUGCGAUUGUGCACGUUACAGAAUGGCCACAUCAAGAAACAUUCGAAAAGACCCCCUCAGUUUGUCUCUACGAUACAACUCAGCACCCACCUGCAAUGAUAAAGUGGAGACAAGCAGCAAUGGACCACGCGACACUGCAUCCCAAUGAUGCGAACACGCUACUCAUGUCAGACUUUAAGUUUAAAUUAUUCAACCUGGACUCCACAACAGAUGCUGCUACUACAGAUUUAGCUGUCUCAUACCACACUGCCGCCGUUGAUUAUCUACGAGCAACCCACACCUAUACAUUGCAGCAGUUAUUGCAAAACAACCCAACAGCCAACGAAGCCCAAGUUCGCUACGUGUUAACCAUCCCUGCUACAUGGGUGAACAGCAACUCGGAAGACCUACGUCAAAUUGCCAUUGAAGCCAAUGUCGUCAGUGCAUCAGAACCAGAAGCAAUCCACAAGGCUCGGUUAGCAGUUCUCAGUGAAGCUCAUGCUGCGUCGUUAUUCUGUGAACGAGAAUAUUGUGCUACAUCUGUCACACAGUUGCUUAAAGGGCAUCGUUACACUGUCGUGGACUUGGGAGGGGUUACUGCUGCUCUGGCGACAUACGAAUGUACUGAAAACGGACAGGAACACUGCCAGUUGGCGUCGGAGUCAAUGGAUGUAUUGAUAGAGCAAUUCAAGACCGAGAUAAAGCACUGUUUCGGCGAGGAUAGUAGUUAUGUACCACCAGCGACAAAGCAGGCUGUCGAGCCAGACAUUGCAGGCGACACUCACUUGAUGGUAGUAACGGAAACAAAGGUCCCAACGUACAUGAUGGAUUAUCAGCAAAAUGGCCACGGCAACAAUGCAUUUGACGAUUCUUAUUACUCUGAUGACUUUAUCAAUGAUGCGCUGGACGAGAGAGAAAGUUCUUUUGAAGAUAAUGACAAAGAUUUCGCAGGCAAUCAAGAAGAUGCAAACAGUGAUUUCGAGCAAGUCCAUGAAGCUGAUGUUAGCCAUGGCGAGAUAGACGAAAACCAUACAAAGAUAGCCAAGCAUGUGUUUGAUCCUGUGGUUGACAGAGUCAUAUCGCUGAUCCGCGAGCAGAUUAGAGAAUCUGGCACAACAAUCGACAUCUUGUUCUUGUUGGGCGGCUUUAGCCAGUCUCCUUACUUGCAAAAGAAGCUGCACGAAGGGUUUAUCACGAGAGCUGGCUCUGUUCAACGCAUCAUUGUGCCCGAAAAUAGGUACAGAGCUUCCAUGCGCGGCGGCAUUCAUUAUGGCCUGGAUUGUGCCAAAGCAAUUCCCGAGUAUUAUCUCAAGGAUAAAGCUGGUAAUCUGAUAUACAACAAUUAUAAUAGACUCGUAUCAAUAGAUUUCAACUUUGAUGAAAUGACAGCCAUGUAUUCCAUCAUCAAGCUGAAUGACUACUCUAAAUCGUUGCUUACAUCAAAACUGAAGAAGAAGAUCCGCUCAGCAAGCAUCAAUUUCGGCAUGCUAAAAGAGGGUGACAGUGAAACACGCUUUGCUCUGAACUUGCAUGCAAAACACUCGUAUUACAUUCGUAAUGGCGGUUUAGAGAAUAUGAAGAAUUACGAGACAAGCAAGGUGAUCAUAUUUCAUUUAUCGUUCGCAGAGUUUGGAUCGCUUCAUAAACCAAACGAGGUGCAGAGUCGGUUGUCGAGUCAUUCAAGCGUCAAUCUAGCAGCAGCAAUGCAAACUCAGAAACGGGGUCUAGACAAAGUACAUAGCAUGGAAAGAGGAAGCCUGCUUACGCACAAUGCUGUGACAUUCUUUGAAGAGCUAGAUUUUGCUGGUAUUCUUCAGCAAGAACCAGAGACGUUUUUAACCAGUGCCGUCGAGAUCUUAGAGCUGAUAACCGCCGGAAACUUUCCUGUCCACCAUUUGCUGACUUUUUUUGGGCAGAAUGCAGUGCACAUAAUUGGUGAUGUCUUUUUGGAACCAAACACGGAUAAUGUAGUGUCUAUUGAAUACCAAGAAGCAAGCGGCUCGAUGAAAACAGCCAUCGAAUAUGCUAUUCUAGUCCUCAAGAACAUGACAUUCACCACCAAGCAUGUCACAGAGCUCCUGUUACUUCCCUGGAUAAGGCGUGUCUUGGCGUCAGCCGUCAUGAAGGCGCAUUCGAAUACUUUCAAGAGGCCGGAAGCGUACAUACAACAUAAUACGGCUCAAAGCCGGCAUCAGAGGUUUUUAAGCAGCAACAGACAGGAUAGUGCGGCUUAUCUUUUUGAGGCUCUCAAGAGAGAGGUUAAACAGCUCACACUGAGUCGCUCUUUGCCAAGCGACAAUGAGAUACACAAUCUAAGCGAGGAUGACGCGAUAUACGAAGACGCUGGUUGUAUCAUCAAUGUAGUCCGUAUGCCUAGGCAGCAAGAAGCUACCAGAAUUGCCAGGAAAACGUACGCCAUUCAAUUCUUCAAAUACUUUGUCCAAAGGCCCAGCCAAGCUGCAGCAGUUGUUCAAGGUCAGGCAGAUGCACAAGACGCACAAGCAGAGGAUGGAGGUCCUAGUAACAGGCAGGAAAUAAACAUCGGUGUUCAAGAUCACCUGACGCUGUAUCCAUUGAUACAAAAAGAUGCAAAUCUCGCGACUGAAUGCCACAAACUAGGUAGUAACCGAUAUUGCAUCCAAGACAAACGCUCUGUCGCAACAGUGUUGUAUGUUUCUGAUGAGAUACCGCUACCUGACCAAUAUUACACUUCAAAUACGAGCUUCCGGGAAUUGAACCAGUUCAUCAUCCCUAUUGAGGACCCCACACAACCCAUUCGCAUUCAAUGCACACCCGAGGAUUACUCGAUUCUGUUCACGAUGAGCCAAGGAGAUGACUAUAAAGAUGGUUUUAGAUGCCAUGACCUCAUGUACUAUGGUUAA